Emiliania huxleyi CCMP1516 is the source of this 627-nucleotide messenger RNA. RefSeq lists its product as hypothetical. The record is from RefSeq and is a predicted model, not a curated record. Bases 1 to 627 code for a protein of 208 amino acids. The transcript has 4 exons. NCBI's taxonomy places the organism in Eukaryota, Haptophyta, Isochrysidales, Noelaerhabdaceae.
AUGGGAUACAAGGCGGGGACGAAGGCGGAUCCGAACGCAAUAACACCCCAGCAAGCUCGGACGGCAUUUGCGAGAUACUGCAAAAAGAUAGACGUGACGAAGGAGGAGCUAGCGUGGAACUUUGGAUGCAUACCGGCAAGCCAAAGUAACGAGCAGGAGGCUGUCCUGGAUGAGGAUAUAAACUGGGACGACGCAGCGGAGGGGAUAGACGAGGGAAUCGAGGGACCGGAGGGCUUUCGCGACAGCGACGAUGACGACGAAGGCAGGGGAGGAGACGGAGGGGCGACACGCAGGAGGAGCGAAAUCGCGAACGGCCCGAGCAGAGAGGGCGACGGCGGAGCACGAGGGGGCAACGGUAACGCUACCAAUGACGCGAACCGAGGCACGGGCGACGGCGGGGACGGGGAGGGCGACAGCGACGUCGAGGUUGACGCAACGGCCGCGAGCAGACAGCGCCUGCUGGCCAUUUCGAGACAUUCGCAAAGAACGCUAGCUACAUGGGAGGGCUUCGUGAAGGAUGGACUGAAAAACAUUCGAACAAAGAAGAGGCGACGGGAGGAACCGGCAGAGGAUGCACAGCAGACCGCACCCCCUCUACUCGGAGCUAGUGGACACGACACCAGCUAG